AUGCAGUCUGGGUACUUCAACACCGCUUGUAAGGAAGGGAGAUGGAAGGAAGGAUCUACCGAUGUGAUUACCUUGAAAGCUGCAUCCGACGUGAUAGAGGGAGAUGAUCCUUCCAUUGUCGAUCUGAUGAUCACCUUCCUGUACGAAAACGAUUACCAACCCAGACUUGACCAGAUUGCACUGUCUAUAGACGAGCAUCACCAGGACGAAGGACCAGGGAUUGCCAUCGAAGUGCCCGACUCUGAGAGCACGAGCAAUGAGGUGCAGGGCCCCAUCGACCACGGCAACCCGAUGGAGGUAGGGAAGGGGAAGAAGGCGAAGGGGAAGAAGAACAAAUAUGCAUCCCUGCGGGCACAAGAUUUGUCAGAGGACAUAAAUGCUCCAGCGGCACGACCUACAAAUGCGGAAAGCUUCCUGCCAGUACAUGCUAAGGUCUUUGCUCUUGGUUCCAAAUACGACAUUCCUCAUCUGCAAAGCAGAUCCAUUGCCAAGUUCAAAGCAACUGCUUGUCUGUGGUCGAAGGAUGAGCUUACUGAAGCAAUCUCGAUCGCGUUCAACACCGCGCCUGACAACAACGGUCUUCGCGUUGCUAUCUAA
Messenger RNA from Saxophila tyrrhenica, 597 nucleotides. RefSeq lists its product as uncharacterized. The transcript has 2 exons. The coding region runs from base 1 to 597 and encodes 198 amino acids. Lineage: Eukaryota; Fungi; Ascomycota; Dothideomycetes; Mycosphaerellales; Extremaceae. The record is from RefSeq and is a predicted model, not a curated record.